Messenger RNA from Echinostoma caproni, 603 nucleotides. Lineage: Eukaryota; Metazoa; Platyhelminthes; Trematoda; Plagiorchiida; Echinostomatidae. The record is from the annotation of a GenBank genome assembly.
AUGGGUGGUGCUUCCAGUUCGCCCAUUCCUGGAGGUGGUACGUCGGGGUACCAUGUCUUACGUGUUCAGGAAGGUUCUCCAGGUCACAAAGCUGGUCUCCAGGCAUUUUUCGACUUCAUUGUAUCGAUUAACGACACAAGGCUGGAGGAAGACAACGAUACCAUCAAACAGCUGUUACAAAACAACAAAGAUAAACCUGUACGAUUGACAGUGUAUUCAAGUAAAACUCAAACGUGCCGGGAGGUUUUCCUGACACCGAAUACCAAUUGGGGCGGUCAAGGGCUUAUGGGAGUCAGCAUUCGCUAUUGUUCUUUCGAAGGUGCGAAUGAAAACGUGUGGCAUGUAUUGGACGUAGAGUCAAACUCACCUGCGGCGUUGGCCGGUUUGGUUCCACAUUCAGAUUACAUCAUCGGUUCGGAUUCUGUUUUGAAUGAGGUAAGUCGUUUAACUUGUUCCCUUCUAUGCCCACUAAUCGCGGUGGAAAAUGGAAAGGGGUAUGAAAACCGCAACCCCCAGUGUCUAGUUCAUGGGAUUAUACGCCCUUUCGACGGAGUCAAAUGUCCAAAGUGCCCAAAAUAUUGUAAUGCCCAGUCGAGCCAGUAA